Ichthyophthirius multifiliis is the source of this 969-nucleotide messenger RNA. RefSeq lists its product as hypothetical. The transcript has a single exon. The record is from RefSeq and is a predicted model, not a curated record. Lineage: Eukaryota; Ciliophora; Oligohymenophorea; Hymenostomatida.
UUAUUGUUGAUAUUUUAAGUUCUAGUUUUUGCAUUAAAAUAAAACAAUUAAGAGAUAAUAAAUAUAAUUUAAAAAGAAUUAGUAAAAGUAGAUUAAAAUAAUAAAAAUAAUGAAGAAGAUAUCAAAUAAAAUGAAAAAAAAGAAAAAAAAUAAGAAAAAAAUGAAUAAAAAUAAGAAGAAAAUGAAAAAACAUAAAAAAAAAAAAAAGAAAAUUAAUAAAAAAAAUAAGAAAAAGAAGAGGCAACUUAAGACAAAAAAUAAGAUGAAAAAAACAAAAAACCAGAAAAACCAGAAAACAAUGAUGAAAUUUAAAUUAAAUAACUUUUAGAAUAUUUAGAAUUUUAAGAAACUAUUAAUUUUUUGGAUAAUUAAAAUUAUUUUGAAACCUAAAUAGGUUAAGAAAAAUAUACUAAUCAAGUUAAAAGUAAUUAUAAAGAAAAAAAAGAAGAAGUUCAAAAUGAAAUAUAAAACGUAGAAAAAGAAGAAGAAAAAAAAAAGAUUUAAAUUAGAAAUAAUAGAAUUAAGAUGAUAAAAAUAAAGAAAAUAAUAAUAAUAAUAAGUAAAAUAAAGAAGAUUAAAAAAAACAGAAUAAUAGUGUAAAUGAAAGGGAUAAUAAUAAUGAUUAAAAAAAUAAAAAAUAAUAAAUAAGCAAAAAAUAAGAAUUAUAAAUAGAUGAAAACGAUAUUAAUUUAACAUCAUAAGAAUUAGAAAUAAAAAGAAUAUUAAAUAAAAGUAUUGGUUCUUAAGAAAUUUUAGAUAUAUAAGAAUAAUAAAAUGAAAAUGAACAAAACUAAUAAAACGAAAAUGAACAAAACUAAUAAAAUGAAGAUAAAAAAGAAUAAAAAAAUAAAGAAGAAGAAGAAGAAGAAGAAGAAUAAAGGGAAAAUAAUAAAACAGAAACAAAUGAAGAAAAAGAAGACAUAUAUAACUAAAAUAAAAAAAGAUAAUAAGAAAAUGAAAAAUAAGAUG